Penicillium mononematosum is the source of this 1389-nucleotide messenger RNA. RefSeq names its product SIP1 domain-containing protein. The coding region runs from base 1 to 1389 and encodes 462 amino acids. Lineage: Eukaryota; Fungi; Ascomycota; Eurotiomycetes; Eurotiales; Aspergillaceae. The record is from RefSeq and is a predicted model, not a curated record. The transcript is spliced from 2 exons. Gene Ontology annotation, cellular component: nucleus; SMN complex. Gene Ontology annotation, biological process: spliceosomal snRNP assembly.
AUGCCCAACAAGAGAAAAGCCACCAUGCCGAACCCCUCCUCGAAACGUCCUCGGAUAUCUUAUGAUGAGGAUGACGAUGACGAAUCUUCAACGGCAUCUUAUGAGCGUCCCCGUCAGCAUCCCCUCUAUGGCCAGAAGAGCGCAUUCCCGGGAUUGGAUGAUGGAGGUGAUGAAUUGCGGUACGAUGACCCGGAGGAUGGACUGGAAUAUUUACGCAUGGUUCGAUCGGAAGCAAACUCACUACCGGUACUUUUUUCCGCGACUACUCCGACCACAGACCCCUCAAAUAUAGUAUCGGACACACAGCGCGAUCUGAAGCCACUUGGACCAAAUGACCCUCCCCUGCCAGCAGGCUUUUACGAGGACGAAGCCUAUAUUGCUCCUGUGGAGGAUCUGAACGAAGAAAAGGCCGCAAAUUCCCCUUCAAAGCUCGAUGAACUCUAUCCCGAUGCGCAAAGAUCCUACAACAAUCUUCUCCGACAUCGAUUCAUCCUCUUACGAUCGACCCUACGAUGCAGUCCACCCGCUGGUGCUAUCGACACUCUCGACGAUGACCACCCAAUCAGUCUCCCCCGAAAGGCCGGAUCUGCACAUAAAACAUGGCGCCGGCUUUUGGUCACAGUCGAACCACGCAUGGUUCAACUGGCAAGCAUGGACAUGGAAAGCGUGUUAGAAGUGCUGGAGAUACUGGCGCGGAUGAUGUCUGAUGUUGUGCGGGGUGACGACACCCAGCGUGUACGGCGCAUUGGAGCAUGGGCUUGGGGCUUGUUGGGGAAGUGCCGCGAGGUUGGGCAACUUUCUACUCGGGAGGUAGGGGUUGUUCGCAGUCUGGGUAAACGAGCUGCAACGAUUUUGCGCAAGGUGCAAGAGCUAGAGUACGACGACUAUGAGGAGGACGUCGAUUACUCUGUGACAGACACACCAAGAGGGGAAACUAAGCAGGGUAAUAUCGUUGAGGAUGAGAAGAAUACCAAGGAAGAAGCUCAGCAGAGCUCUACAGUCCAAAAUGAGGAAGCAACUAGGCAGGGAACUCAGCCGGAACCUACAGCUCAAGGUGAGGAAGAGAUUAAGGAAGAGACUCAGCUGGAGCCUACAGUGAGGAGUGAGGAGGAAAGCAAGCCGGAAGAAUUGCCGGAGGCUGCGGAAGCACAUGACUCUAGCAUGGCUGAUGCAUCGCUCGAAGAAUCCGACUUGGAGGCUGCCAAGGCGCGUUUGCAAGCUAGGCUGCAGAACAAUUCCGACUCUGUCGAGGCACCUGCUAGAUGUGAUGAUAUUGAAGAAGACGAUCGGUCGAUACAGACCCAUGCGCUGCUCGACAUGAUCAUUACAGUGGUUGGUGAGUUCUUCGGCCAGCGGGAUCUGUUGGAGGAACGAGAGAUAUGGGAUUAG